GCAGGAGGCCGGGCCCCCGGCCGCUGGGACGCGCCACGGCUGCCGGUUUUACGCACACGGACGCGCGCUUCUGCUCCCUUUGCGGUUACAAAACACUCUGGCCGUCUGUCAGUGAAGUUUAAGCCGAUCUGCUGACCCGGAGCCUUUUCUCGACACAGACGGGCUUUUUUGUUUUUUUUGCUGAAGGAAUGCAUUCAUCUUAAAGUGUCUUCGCGUGAGCUUCUAGGCGUCCGACUUUGGGGAUUUUUUUUUUUUUUUGGCGUGCGCAUGAUGUACACGAUCACCAGAGGUCCCAGCAAGCUCGUCACACAGCGCCGGACAGGGCCCACUCAACAGCUGGACAGCAAAGCAAACGACUUCAAGCACAAGCAGACGUCCUGGAACAUGCCUGAUCUGUCUGCUCCCAAGAUCGUGUUCAACCGGCUGAAUGGGAAGAAGUACAGUCACCCCUCUCCCGCGCUCCCUGUAGACACUCAGCAAGAGGAGAGUUUCUCCCCUGCUCACGAGGAAAAUGUCAAGUUUGUCUCUGACGUCUGGCAGGAGGUUGGUCAGGACCUUGAAGUGUCCCAGAGAGCAGUUUACUACAAAGGGACCACUCCCAGUCCACACAUGGAGAACUUCGUGCCCAUAGAUCUGGACGAGUGGUGGGCCAAGCGCUUCCUGGCCAACAUAGACAAGCUGUCCUGACCCCGCGGGGAUCUGAAGACCUUGGCCCGUCCGGGGCUGAGAGCGGGAGAUGGCUCACUAGUGGAGAAAGGCUGUGGCUGCGGGUGCGAUGCCUCCAGGUUCCCUGAUGGUGUUCAGAUGGACUGAUGGCGCUGGGACGCUGAAGCCACUGAUGAUCCCUGAACUUGACCUCCGACCCUCAAACCGCACCUCAUCUGUGUCUGAAUCCUCAGACUGAAUACGGAACAGCGUUGUGAGCCUGAGGGUUCUGUUGUUUAGGACCUCGUGCUUUGGAAAGUUUGAAAAACACUAAAGUUGUAUUUUGAAAGAGUUCAGUGUUUAUGUCUUUAUUCAUUAGACAAAAUAAUGUUUUUUCCCUCUUAAAUAGUUUCUAAACUCGGCAUUUACCCUCUGAUGGCUUUAUUCAAACCACGUCUUAAUGAACGCUCAAGGCAGGACACUGUAGAGGUUUUUUUCAUUUAAAUCUAAAGCACCUGCACUCCACACUAACUCCAGGCAUCUUUUCACCCCAUUUCAGCAGGUUUUCUGAAAUAUUUGCAAAGGCCAGUUUCUAAGGACCGGUUUAAUAUCUUGUGUUCUUUGUGCUUUUUUUCUUCUUUGAGCUUUUACUUACAGCAAAUUUAUAUCCAGAGUAUUAAGUUAGAGGGCAUUG
Messenger RNA from Menidia menidia (Atlantic silverside), 1339 nucleotides. The record is from the annotation of a GenBank genome assembly. NCBI's taxonomy places the organism in Eukaryota, Metazoa, Chordata, Actinopteri, Atheriniformes, Atherinopsidae.